AUGUCGCGACACCGUAUUAAGGAUGUCGACUACGACGACGACGAUUUUUAUGACGACGAGGAGGAACUCGCUGACCCCGAGGAACAGGAGUUCUUGCAACAGUGUACUACCGCUGUUUUGCAGCAGCUCGGUGCCGGGCAACCGUCAGUGACCGCCACGAAAGAAGAAGUCCAAGACGCAUUAUGGCACUACUACAAUGAUAUCGAGAAGUCGGUUAACUAUUUGAGAGUGCCAGCAUACCCUGCUCCUCUCUCUACCGCGCACUUCUCGGCUGCCGAUUUCUUUCGCGAUUGUCCCUGGCUCAGUGUUCCCUCUCAUCGGAAGACGGAUAUUCUGAUUGAACCUCUGUAUCCACGGUUGGGGCUCCUGGGCGGCGCACCGGAGAAUGGUGGAAAACUUUCGAAACUGGCCGCCCUAGCUGCAGCCCGGAAGAAGAAAGAGGGCGAAAAGGCACCAUCUUUGCCGGAGACUUCGACUCCAUCGACUACCAAACUCGAACAACCAAAGACGUCGCUCGAUCAUCCGGGUACGUCGCGCUCCCUUCGUGACAGACUUGCAGCUAGCGGGAGGUCCGCACCAAAAGCUUCAGAGGGUCCUGGGUCUCUCCGUCGUUUGGCAACGCCAAGCUCCUCUUCGCAUCCGAUGCCGAAACGGCCCGAAUCUGAAACCAAAAAGCCAUCGGUGUCUGAGGUUUCUGAAUCAAUGGAAAGGGUGGUGCUUGAAGCGAAAGAAGAACCAGAACCCCAGCUAACAGUGCCUACUAUUCGAGCCUCGCCCUCGACAUUUGCCAGCACUAUCGUCGGUGCAGCAACUGGCCCGACAGCAGCCGAGCCCAGCCACUUACACUCCACCAGCUCAGACCUGUUGAGGCUCUAUGGACAGGAUCAUGCUGAACCUUUUGACUUUGCAGCGCCCAGCCCCGACGAUGUCGUUCUCAAUGCACAGAGCACAGCGAAAGGUUUGGCGAUCCGCAGGAAGGUUUAG
Penicillium egyptiacum is the source of this 984-nucleotide messenger RNA. NCBI's taxonomy places the organism in Eukaryota, Fungi, Ascomycota, Eurotiomycetes, Eurotiales, Aspergillaceae. The record is from the annotation of a GenBank genome assembly.